Messenger RNA from Paramecium sonneborni, 1470 nucleotides. Lineage: Eukaryota; Ciliophora; Oligohymenophorea; Peniculida; Parameciidae. The record is from the annotation of a GenBank genome assembly.
AAUAAUAUUAUAAUUUAUGUAAUCUAAUCAAACACCGAUUCCUGGAUCAGUAGAAAUCAUAAAAGGUAGUGAUAUUGAUUUAUAUGAAUAUUUUAGAUAAACUUUAUUGGAUUUCAGAUAGAUAAGCUCCUCGAAAUCAACCAAAUGCUUUUUAUUUCUGUAUUGAUUAGGUAUAAUAUAUCUCUUAAUAUGUUAAGGAUCUUGUAUAUGAACCAUUUUUUGCUGAUUUUGGUCCAUUAAAUUUGGGUCAUACUUAUCGAUUUGUAACAGAAUUAGAAAAAUUGCUUAGUGAUAAGACAUAUUAGCAAUAUGCUAUUUAUCAUUAUACAAGUUUAGAUAGUGCAAAAAGAGCUAAUGCUGCUUAUUUAAUGGGUGCAUUCUAAGUUAUAAUACUUAAAUUGAGUGCAGAUGAAGCAUGGAAACCUUUUCUAAAUGUGAAACCAGCAUUCUAGGAUUUCAGAGAUGCAAGUUAUGGAUAAUGCACUUAUAAAUGCACUGUAGAUAUAAUAUUAUAGUUAAGAUCCUUCAUUGUUUGAGAGGACUUGAAUAUGCUAUAAAAUUGAAGUGGUUUGAUGUUAGAAAGUUCAAUCUUAGAGAUUAUGAAUUUUAUGAAAGAGUAGAUAAUGGAGAUCUUAAUUGGAUUAUUCCAAAUAAAUUUAUAGCCUUUUCUGGACCAUCUGCAACUUCAAAGGAUGCAGAUGGAGUAUAUUAAUAUCAUUAUAAUUAUUAGAAUCGUACAUUUACUCCAGAAGAAUAUGUUCCUAUAUUCAAAUAAUUUGGAGUGACUUGUGUUGUGAGAUUAAACAAAAAAGCUUAUGAAGAAUAAAGAUUUAUUAAAAAUGGAAUUAAACAUGAAGAAAUUUAUUUUCUUGAUGGUUCUGUUCCAGGAGAUGAUAAAAUUUUGAGAUUUUUAGAAAUCGCCGAAAGAGAAAAUGCUGUUGCUGUUCAUUGUAAAGCAGGAUUAGGUCGUACAGGUACAUUGAUAGCUGCCUUUGCAAUUAAACAUUAUAGGUUAUAUAUUAUAUUUUAUUAUUUUUAAGAUUUCCAGCUCCAGAUUUUAUAGGAUGGAUUCGUAUAUGCAGACCCGGUAGUAUUUUAGGUCCAUAAUAGAUCUUUUUAUUGGUAAGUUUAUUUAUGAAUAAUUUAUUUAAGCAAAAACAAAAUUGGUUAAUAAGUUUAGGAAAAGAUUCACCAAUAUGGAAUUAAGUAAAAUAAAUUGCAGCUGAAGUCAAUAUAGAAAAGAGAUUAAAAGAUUUGCAAUUAGGACCUAUGAGUGAAGGUAAUUAAAUAAAUUUAAUUAAUUCUAAUAGCUGAUAAGAAUAAAGCAGAGAAAGGUGAUUAAGAUUAAGCAUAGACAUUAAAUAAAGCAAAAUAAAUGAAGUAAAAAAGAUUUCAUCUAUAUUCAGUUAAGCUUCCCCAGGGACUAAAAAAUGAAAAAGAUAAUUUGUUAUUUUAUAAAAAUAAUCUAUC